Messenger RNA from Exserohilum turcica Et28A, 1824 nucleotides. RefSeq lists its product as uncharacterized. NCBI's taxonomy places the organism in Eukaryota, Fungi, Ascomycota, Dothideomycetes, Pleosporales, Pleosporaceae. The record is from RefSeq and is a predicted model, not a curated record. The coding region runs from base 1 to 1824 and encodes 607 amino acids. The transcript is spliced from 4 exons.
AUGGCUACGCCUGAACGUCCCGUGCACACCAAGAUGAAUGCGAACGCCCAGAUUUGCGUUCCAACUAUCACUGAGGCAUCGCCUGCGCAAGCCUCUUCAAGUGAGGAAAGCACAUCAGGUUCCGAGAAGUUCUUCGGCACUGCUUCAGAAACAUCUCUUGAAGUCAACGAAGAUGGCGGGGAUAACGAAAACAGCAAAUGUAACGGAACUGCUGAGCUCAAAGUCUCGGCUGAUGUCGGCAACAAUGUACUUACAUCACCAUGCAAUUCUCCCAAGCCACGAGCAGAGAUUGAAUGUUCCAAGCGCAGUCCCGAUGAGCAGCCAGACUCUGAGGAGAUUGUUGAGACCAAAGACAUCGCACUGUCUGGUCCUAAUGUUCAGCCUGAAAAGAUCAACGAGGCAAUUGUUCUCCUGAACAAUGGCGACAUGAACCAUCAAACCCAGCAGAAAGCCACACAGCAAGCACCAGGACCAUCCGAACCUACCCAUAGCAUACCACCGCAUAUGCGCCCUGAUUUCCAGUCACGAGUAUCCCGCCAGUCUGGACUUCAAGGCUCCAAGCACGCCUUUCCUCCCAAUGAAGCAUCAACAGGACCUCGCAACAACCAUGUGCCAUACGAAUUUCGGCGCGACUGGGCGCAACCAGAGCAAGUCGUCCGGCUCCGCGCCGAACUCAUCAAAGUCAAGAGCGAGCUCCACGCCGAGCGCAGCAAAGCGCUUGAGCUCCGCCAAACACUCGAAGCCUCGCACCGAGAAAACGUCGACGCCGCCUUCUCCACCAUGCUAACCACGCUCCUGCACCAGCAAACCGAAGCGCUAGCCCUGAAAGCCCACGCCCAAGCCCACGAGCGCUCGCUCCAGCUCCGCGAGAAACACAUCCAGCAACUCGAGAUCUUCCUCGCACAAGGCCAGAAACACCUCAUGUCCCACCACGCCGGCGAGACAGGUGACCGCCCCAUGAGCAGCCUGCAACUUGAGCACGCCCAGCGACAAGCCGAGCUCGCACUCCGCAGCACGCUUGCCUCCACCGAAGCCCAACUCAGCCUCCAAGCCGAGACGCUGCGGCUCCGCGAGGCAGCGCAGGAAAUGCGCGAAACGCAGUACAAACUACUUAUCCGCGAGUCUCUGCUCGCCGAGCUCAAGAAAGCCAGUGCCACGAGUAGUAUUUCCCGCGCCGAAGCCGCCGAAACGGCUCAAGCGCAGUACGCAGCGGGGUUUGCGCGCGGCGUCGAAACAGGGCGCAAGCACGCGUGCGACGAGGCUGUCGACCGCGCAUUCCUGCAAGGCUACAAGCAGUGCCAUUCUGCGCUUGCGGCGCUGAGUCUGCUGCGCCAGGGGAAACUGCAAGUGGGAAAUGAGGAGUUGCAGUUUCUGUUUGAUCCCGCGCAUGCGCUGGGGCUGUAUAGCGUGGGCGUGAGGAUCGGGAGGUUGGAUGCGGGACAUGCGGGGGAUGGAAACGAAAAGGAUAAGAUUGAGGGGGAUGGUGUUGAGGUUUCGACUACUUCCAUUCAUGUUCCCCCUACGCCUCCUACGCCUACGACGCCUACGACUCCCCCCUCAGAACACGCCUCGCAAAUCCAAAACGACACAUCCACAUCCGUACCUGAAAUUAUCUUCCCGCCCUGUCCCCCGGCCAAACAAAGCUUUGCAUCCGAACUGCGACGCCACCAGCUAGCACUGCACAACGGGGAUGUAGUGCUUGCGAAUGCGGGGGCUGCUUGUGCGGUGGUUGGGGAGAAGGAGAAGGAGGAAAAGGAAGAGGGGGCGAGGACUCGAGAGGAGCAAGGUCGGAGUGAGAGUAGGGAUUUGAUUGAUUUGCUGUGA